Molecule: messenger RNA, 726 nt
Organism: Callithrix jacchus (white-tufted-ear marmoset)
Lineage: Eukaryota; Metazoa; Chordata; Mammalia; Primates; Cebidae
Gene: NPPB
Product: natriuretic peptide B
Biological process (GO): cGMP biosynthetic process; negative regulation of systemic arterial blood pressure; receptor guanylyl cyclase signaling pathway
Cellular component (GO): cytoplasm; extracellular region
Molecular function (GO): hormone receptor binding; hormone activity
Source: RefSeq, a predicted model, not a curated record
CAGCUCCAGGAUAAAAGUCCACAGUGUCCCGAGGAGCCAGGAGGAGCCACGAGGAGCAGGCUGAGGGUAGGUGGGAAGCAAACUCAGACGCAUCGCAGCAGCAGCCUCUGCCAGUCCCUCCAGAGACAUGGAUCUCCAGACAGCAUCUUCCCGGGUGCUCCUGCUCCUGCUCUUCUUGCACCUGGCUCUCCCUGGAGGUCAUUCCCACCCGUUGGGUAGCCCCACUUUGCCCUCGGACUUGGAAACGUCCAGGUUACAGGAGCAGCAAGGCCAUUUGCAGGACAAACUCUCAGAGCUGCAGGCAGAGCAGACAUCCCUGGAGCCUCUCCAGAAGAGCCUUCAUCCCACAGCUGUCUGGAAGGCCCGGGAGGCAGCCACGGAGGGCAUCUUUGGGCUCCGCAAACUGGUUCUCUCCACCCUGCGGGGACCACGAAGCCUCAAGCCAAUGCGAGACACUGGCUGCUUUGGGCGGAGGAUGGACCGGAUCAGCUUCUCCAGUGGCCUGGGCUGUAAAAGGCUGAGGUGGUAGUAAGAGGAAGUCCUGGCUACAGCUACUGGCUUCUGAUUCCACAAAGGGCUCUUUCCUCAACCCUGCAACCACCUUUGAAGUGACUCCUAUUUAUUUUUAUGUAUUUAUGUAUUUAUUUGAUUGUUUUAUAUAAGAUGGUUUCUUAACUUUGAGCACAAAAUUUCCAUGGUGAAAUAAAGUCAACAUCAUAAGCUUUA